AUGAAAAUUUCAAAAGAAUGGGCAAAUGUUGAAAUAGACAGUUAUGGUGACACUAAACAGAAAAAGCAAACGUCUUUAAGGAAAAAGAUUUUUGACCACAAAGAGAGUGCUGGUCAUAAGGCAGCUGCUGAAAUCCUAAUCGAAAGUAAAGACGGAAAACUGGAGAAAACUAUUUUGAGACAGAACUCUCAUGAAAAAGAAAUAACGGGGAAAAUUUUCCGAACGGCGUACAAGGUUGUUAAAGAAAAUCAGUCUUUUAACAAUUUUGAAACGGAAGUUGAUUUGCAAGAAUUAAAUGGGAUUAACAUGGGUCGCAUUUUACACUCAGACAAAGCCUGUGCUAAAAUUGCUUUGCAUAUCAGUAAGGAAAUGAAGAAAACCUUUGUAGAUGAAAUCAUUAAGAAUGAUACAAAACUUGGUUUGAUAAUUGAUGAAUCCACGUCCUUAAGUAAUAAGUCAAGUUUAAUAGUAUACGUUCGGUGUUCUUUGCCUAAAACCGGUAUGAGUGGCUCCACUAACGUCUUUUUGGAUCUAAUAGAACUAGAUGGCGUUACUGCUAGAGCUGUUUUUGACUCUUUGAUGAACUGUCUUCGGUCUAAUGGACUAUCUGACGUAUUUUUAAGUAAUAAUUUAACAAGCUUAACUUGUGAUGGUGCUGCUACUAUGAUCGGUAAGCACAAAGGCGUUGCAACAUUAUUUCGUGAGAAAUUUCCUUCUGUUAUUGUUUGGCACUGUGCAAACCAUAGACUUGAGCUGUCAGUGUCAGACGUUAUUAAAUCUGUUUCAGAAGUUAAUAGGUUUAAAUCUUUUAUUGACAAACUCUAUGUUGUCUAUCAUGCUUCACCAAAGAACAGCAGGGAACUUCGAAGCUGUGCAACUCUUUUGGAUACAGAAAUGUUAAAAAUUGGAAGAGUCUUGAGCACCCGUUGGGUGGCAUCUAGUUUUAGAUCUGUGUCAGCUGUUUGGACGUCAUAUGAAGCAUUAGUCGAACACUUUAAAGAAGCUUCAAAUGACCCAUCUAGAGACAGCAAAGAUAAAAGUACUUUUUCCGGACUUCUUAACAAAAUCCCAGAAACUAAUUUCAUUCUAGACCUGGGAUUGAUGGCAGAUGCUUUGCAAGAACUUUCAGAACUAAGUGAAGCUUUACAACAUCGUAAUGCAGAUUUGAACUAUGCGAACAGAAAAUUGCUAAUCACAGUUGGUUUAUUUGAAGAAAGAAAAACAGUUCCAGGGUCCUACUCAACAAUGGCUCAAGAAGAAGUAAACAACGUGUCUUUUUUCGGAGUUCCUCUCCACACAAAAGAAGGGAGAUCAGACAAUCAGCCGUUGAACCCCAAAAUAUUUUACGAGGCCCUUAAAACUUCUAUUGAAACGAGACUACUUGAUGACAAAGAUGUUGAGUUAGCUACAACUCUUGAAGUUAUGGAUACCAAAACCUGGCCGACGAAACUCCCAGUAACUUUUGGGGAAAAUGAAAUGAGGAAACUUGCUUCCAGGUUCAAACUUAACGAAAGACAGUUAAUUACAGGUUUACGCGAAUAUAUCUACUCCAGAGAGUUACCAGAAAGCCUCAAUCCUGUAAAACAAUCAAUUGACUCGGUUGCCAUUUCAUCAAGUGAAUGUGAAAGAGGAUUCUCUCAGAUGAACUUAAUAAUUACACCGCUGCGAUCUUCACUCAACAUAAGAACGGUUUCUGGCCUGAUGUUUUUGAAAAUUAAUGGACCUCCUCUUAGACUGUUUGAUCCAGAGAAGUAUGUUAACUCUUGGCUGGUUUCUGGACACCACUCGGCGCUAGCUGUCAAGAGUAAGGAAAGAUCAAGAGAAGGCAAAUACGAAGAAAACAUGAUGAAGUUUUGGAGUAUAUUUUAA
Uloborus diversus is the source of this 1869-nucleotide messenger RNA. RefSeq names its product E3 SUMO-protein ligase KIAA1586-like. The transcript has a single exon. The coding region runs from base 1 to 1869 and encodes 622 amino acids. The record is from RefSeq and is a predicted model, not a curated record. Lineage: Eukaryota; Metazoa; Arthropoda; Arachnida; Araneae; Uloboridae.